AUGGGCUGUGCAAAUUCCACUGCAGAAAUUCCGAUUGAGCUGGCGGAGAACAAGGAUACUGAGCGGCUGACGGUUUUCAAUUCGAAGUAUGUGGUUCCAGGGCCCAAGAACAUGAUGCUGCACCUGAAGGCCCAAGUGUUCUCAUUCAGUGGCGACACCUACAAAAUCAAGGAUUCCAACAACGAGAACGCGGUGGUGUUUCAAUGCCAGGGCAAGUUCUUAAGCUUCGAGCACAAGCGUGUGAUUUGCGAUGCGGAUGGCAUGCCUAUCUUUGUGAUCACAGAACCCUUGAUGCAGAUCGAUGACAAGCAGGUGGUGCAUCGCGUCACUCCAGAGGGCAAACCCAGUGAGGAGUUGUUCCGCGUGGGCUCCAACUUCGGGAAUACCGCUCAGUACACGCAGAACCUGAAGAACACAAAGGGACAUGCCAUCACACUCAACGGGAAGAUGACUCUUGUGAGCAUGAAGGGUGGCAUUUGGUUGGGGCCUGCAGGCAAAGGUCAAGCAGUCGCGAAAGUGUGCAGUCCUGUCACCUACAAGGACUUCCUUCCCGAUGACUUCGACCGAAAUGAUUACAUCGUGGAGAUCCCCCCAGGUGUUGACUCCGCACUGAUCCUUGCUAUGGUGUUGGCAUAUGAGAAGAUGGAGCAAACCUACGACUGCUGA
Messenger RNA from Cladocopium goreaui, 666 nucleotides. The record is from the annotation of a GenBank genome assembly. Lineage: Eukaryota; Dinophyceae; Suessiales; Symbiodiniaceae.